ACAGGAGAGAGAGAGAGAGAGAGAGAGAGGUUAGGUCGGGCUAUUGUGAAUUAUUUCUGAGGUCAUAUUUCAUUAAGCAAUUUUGGUUUCCAGCUUUCAGAAGCAGACGAACGAUGUGUUUGAGUUGUCCGUCCGUUUAUGGUGUCCGUGUGUUCCCAGAUGAUUUAUAUCGAUGUUGUUCCAAGCGAUGAAUCAGGUUUUGCUCUCGUUGGUGUUUGCUGAAGUAUAUGUAUGUUUUCCGGGUUCUCUAUUCAGUAAAUGGGAAUGGCUGUUACGGGAUGUGCAUGGGAGGGGAUUUGUUCUGUGAAGUGCGGAUUUGAUUCGUGUUUUUCUUCUUUGAAGGGUAUGUGAUGAAUGGUUGGCUGUUGCUGAUCAAUUGCUCCGUGCUUCUGCUGGCCGAGUGGGAGCUGUUGUAUUGUUCGGGCUUGAGUUGAUAUUGUACGGCAGAGUGCUGGGAAUCUCUGCUGUCGAAGAGGCUGAAAGCGCGUAUAUUACAGGGAGGAGAGAUUGUAUGCUGUCUGAGUUAUGGAUAGGGGUCCAUUCGUCGCCAGCAGUGUUUUGAUCUGUACUCGUUGGAAAAUGUGCGAGGAUUUGGGUCGACGGCGGGGCCGGGCAAGAGUAGAGAAACCUCCGGAGGGUGGUGAGUUGUCAAGGACGAGAUUGACGCACACUAAUCACGAAAAAGAUGCGAUGUGAGCGAGGGAAUGACAAAACGGUUUGCAUGAAUUUUGAUUACUUCCGAUGAACAUCCUUGGCGACAGUGAGAGGUCAAUCAGGGUUCCAGUGGCCGUGUAAAACUUUCUUCGUUCUGUCUUUCGUAAAGGUAUACGUGUGCGCGCGAGCGCUAGAGAGAGAGAGAGAGAGGGAGAGAGGGAGAGAGGGAGAGAGAGAGAGAUCUUUGUUGUCUUUCCUAAGGGUAUACGUGUGCGGGCGCGCUAGAGAUAGAUAGAUAGAUAGAUAGAGAGAGAGAGAGAGAGUUACGCGCACACAGAGAGAGGGAGAGAGAGAGAGAGAGAGAGUUACGCGCACACAGAUCCUAAAGGUACACGUGUGCGCGCGUGCUAGAGAGAGUUACGCGCACGCAGCGAGCGAGAGCGAGAGAGAGAGAGAGUUACGCGCACACAGGGAGGGAGAGAGAGAGAGAGACACACAGAGAGAGAGAGAGAGAGAGAGAGAGAGAGAGAGAGAGAGAGAGAGAGAGAGAGAGAGAGAGAGAGAGGGACUGAGAUGGGGUUUUGGUUACUGCGGGUAAGGUGUAUUUUUCUGCCUCCCUAAGUCUCUCUCGAUGAAUGUGCUCUUGGAAAAUGGUGUGAAGCUCUACAUAUUACAGGAGUAUGUUAAGUAGCUGAGAUGAAUGAUAUGUCACGGACGUGCGACGAAUACGGGUUGAUCUUUGUGAAUAUUGAACGAUCGAAGACGGAGGGUGGGCUAAAUUUGACUUCGUAUCCUGAGAUUCCUUUCGAUGGCGGUAAAGUCUCCGCUUUGCGAGGAGCUUUUCUGCGAAUAUCGAGUGUAGAUGAUGAAUCUAGAGGAACAUAUCGUGUGUGGGUGGUUUGGUUAAGGGAUCUUUAUCGCUCGUCUGUAUAUGACUAUAUGGUGUUGAUGUCCCUGGGUCUCCCAGAGGAUGAAAAUCAACAAGGACCUUAUGUGGCAGUCCGAGGCGGGUAUAAGUGAUCGGGAUAUGUGCGUGUUAUGGAUGGAGCCUCAGGUGUCUAUGGGCGGGGAAACGGCUGGAUGGACUUACUGGUAGCAUUGGUAGGGCGAUGAAUACGGGAUAAGUCGGGCUAUAUAUUGGCUGUAGGCGGAUCGUGUAGGCGGAUCUAUAAAUGAAAGUCGCAUUUCAGAUCUGCUUUCUUUCAGUGGCGUUUGUAAAAUGGCGCAUAGACGGUCCGCCAUGGCGUUUAUCCUCGUGAGCGAAUUGUUCAUAGACGCUAGGUGACUUGCUCAGUUAACUAUGUACAACUAUGUACUAUGUACUCAUUUAGGUGACAUAAUAUUUAGACCCUUGCUAUGUACUUGACAUAAUAUUUAGAGCCUUGCUAUGUACAAUGUACUCAGCUAGGUGAUGUUAUGUACAGCUAGGUGAUGUUAUGUACAGCUAGGUGACGUCAUGUACUAUGUACUCAGCUAUGUACUCAUCUAGGUGACGUUAUUUACUAUGUACUCAGCUAGGUGACAUUAUACUUAGAGCCUCGCUCAGUAAACAAUUAUUCAGUUAUACUAUGUACUAUGUACUCAGUAGAACUACCUACUAUAUGUACUAUAUGUACUCAGUAGAACUCCCUACUCAGCCUUGCUCAGUAAACUAUGUAUGUACUCAGCUAUGUAUUAAGUCUUGCUCAUAAACUACUUGCUACGUCCUCAGUAAACUAUGUAUGUACUCAGCUAUAUACUAUACUCAGCCUUGCGCAGUAAACUAUGUAUGUACUCAGCUAUGUGCUCAGCGUUGCUCGGUAAACUAUGGAUGUACGUAGCUAGGUGAUCGAGUAUUUAGUAAACUAAACCGUGUUCAAUUCACGUAGGUAUGCGUGCUACUCGUUAGGAUGCUAAUGCAAUGAUCUUCGUGUCAAGCCCGAGAUUCAGGGUACAGCACUUGCUUGAGCGUUUGCUCUUCGCCAGCUCGCGGUGUCUGGUUCCGAUAGUUGUUCCUCCUUGCAAUCGUUGUGACGCGGCCCUUGGUCUGUUGUAGACUCGUUGUCGGUCUUCCUUACUUUUCCCUACGGCGGAGAAGGGAGCAAGCGGUGAAGGUUGUCCUUCGUAUGCAAGACUUGGCUAGUGGUGGUCACUAUAGUCUGGGUAGGUAUCUUGUGUGUGCGGAAUGGGAGGAGAGAACGACUGUACAUGUAAUUCCUGUGUGUAGGUUUUUGAUUGACGUAGUCGGUUCGGAUUUCUAGCUACAGUCUUCCCCUGAAUACAACACACGGUCAUUAUAGCUGAAUUUGGUCUAUGUUUCAGUCUAAAUUCAGCUAUAAUGACCGUGCGUUGUAUCCGGGUGAUGACUGAGUUUUUGUGAUUAGUUGAUAUUUAUGGUCGCGAUUCCGUCGUUCGUGGUUCCGUUGGUCAUGGGCAGAAGCCAGUGGCCUUGUUGGCGUCUAUCGUCUUCACCCGGAUACAACUUGCGGUCAUUCUGUAUUUGGGGUGACUUUGAGUCUACAUACAGAACAUUUUAACGUACGUUGUAUUCGGGUAAAGAUGGUAGAGGCGGAGGGCUAAUCUGACCGUAGAGGUGUGCUACACCACAGAACAUGAGGAAUGUGGAUUGUUGUGGAACUGAGUACACUUCGAAGUAGGGGUGAGGAAGGGGACUGGGUAUCCAUCCAGACUCUCUGCAGUUGGUCGAUGAUUAUCGGCACGUGUAUGUCGCGAGUGUGUCACUUAAUGCGUACCUAUUAUUUCGCGUCUACGCUGACCACAUGAUUACGAUGACUGCAUCUAGCCAGGAAUGCGGCUCAUGCGUUCAUGCCGACUGGGAGUUGUAUCCGGAGGAUCAAGAUGGGUGUUGAGUAGUUGAUAUCUGCAUCUAGCCAGGAAUGCGGCUCAUAUACAAUC
Molecule: messenger RNA, 3549 nt
Organism: Chara braunii
Lineage: Eukaryota; Viridiplantae; Streptophyta; Charophyceae; Charales; Characeae
Source: the annotation of a GenBank genome assembly